Talaromyces rugulosus is the source of this 1989-nucleotide messenger RNA. RefSeq lists its product as uncharacterized. Lineage: Eukaryota; Fungi; Ascomycota; Eurotiomycetes; Eurotiales; Trichocomaceae. Gene Ontology annotation, molecular function: phosphatidylinositol binding. The transcript is spliced from 3 exons. The record is from RefSeq and is a predicted model, not a curated record. The annotation marks the transcript as partial. Gene Ontology annotation, cellular component: early endosome; late endosome; extrinsic component of endosome membrane. Gene Ontology annotation, biological process: endosome to lysosome transport; early endosome to late endosome transport; protein targeting to lysosome.
GACCAGCGCGCUGCUGGCUCGCUGCUUUUACAUGGCGAUGCAAUGACGACCAAUCUACCCCGAAGAGGCCUGUCUCCGUCCAAGUCUGGCACUGCGGCGGCGGCUUCACGAACGUCGAGCUCCUUCCAGAGCCACCACCACCACCACCAACAACAACAACAACAACAACAACAACAACAACAGCCAGUGCGAGCGGCGUCACGGGCAGCCCCUCGAAAAAGCGUGCCGGACGCCGAAUCAACAACCGAUGCAUACAACGAUAGGAAUACUGUUGCGCUGAUCCGCCGAGUGCUCUUGCCAGAGACUUCUUCCUCGUACGGGUCGAACACGCCGCGGCCUCUGCAGGAGCUGUUACCGCCGUUGACCAGUUCCAACGAGGUUGAUUUGCAGCUCUAUGCCCUGCUUGCUAUCAUAAUCAAGGAGUUUGUUUACUCAUGGUACGCAAAGAUUACGACGGAUCACGUAUUCAUAGACGAGGUCCUUCAACUCAUCGCGCAUUGCACUCGCGCCCUGGAACAGAGACUCCGCCAGGUCGACGUGAACCAGCUCGCUUUGGACGACAUUCCUAGCCUGUUGGAAGCACACAUCGUCGCAUAUAGGACUGCCAAACAAGGAUCCAACUUGGUCUGCAUCCCGUCACCGACCCGAGUCAUAUACCACCAACUUAAUCCACAUCCAAGUCUGUCACCGUCGUCAGAUGAAUUGGAUUCUUCGUCAAGUUCAGAACAACAAGCAGAGCAGCAAGAAAACGAGGGUUUAUACCGCCAUCUUCUCGCGCAAGGCGUACUAGCUGUGCUUCUUCCCACUGAAGAUCUCGAAAACGUCUGUUUGCGGACACUGGUCGAGGAUAUAGUGGCGGAUCUAGUGCUGGGGAACGAAAUCAGCGGGAAAAUAUGCGAAGGCUGGUUUAUCUGGACCACGGCCAGCAAGGUAAUCCAUCUGGCAAGGCGAAAAGCCAUAGACACAACCAAGGAUGCUGUGGAUUUGGACGAUGGCGACGGGUUGGGUCGGUUGGAAAGAUUUGGACUACUCUCAGAUGACCGACUAGAGGACAGCUUGCCGAAAAACAACCAAUCACGCGUAUCUGUUUGGAUAUGGAAAACGCUAUAUACAGCCUACCUAUCCUAUAUUACGCUUCGCUUUGUGAUAGGGGGUCUAUUUCGGGUGGGAUUGUCAUCAUCAGAAAUCUCCACGCAGGAGUCAGCUUCACCAAACCAGCCUAUUCCAGUCAAGUCGCCAACGCAAGAGACCUCAUGCCGCCCAGUUCUUGACUACAGAACCUUUUCCCUUGUGUCGCAGUGGACUCGCCUCUCUCAGCGAAUGCCAUGGGUGACCGGCUCGCUUGCAUUGAUGCAGAACUUGGUUUUAAAGGGGCCUGGGAAAGUGGGCGCGACAAAUAGUGUUAUCGACCGGUUUCUUCGCGAGAUGAUCGACAAAUACGUCCUGACCCCUGAGCUUGUCCCAACAGUGCUGCUUGCCGCCAGGACGACUCUGUUUCCGUCUAAUUCGCGCCCGAAUGCAGCACCUAACGAAAAACCUGCUGCGCAGCAGCAGCAACAGUCUGGAAUUGGCAACGUAGAUAGUACUCCCCAGGAAACACAGUCCAAGGCGGGCACAGCUCCAUCGGCGCCUGAAAUCGCCGCUAUCAAACGCCAGUGUGCAACUGACAUUUUAUCCCUAUUCCCGCGCUCCAUUGCACAUGCCUUUUUCCGUGGCACUGUAGGUGGCGGUGACACUGCCGAGUUGAUGAUUAAUCACGACGAUGUCGAUGCUACCACCGUCACUUCGUCAGUGGUUGAUGACGACGAUGAGACGACGGAGCUUCUCCUGGAAGCCAUAGAGACGGAUCUUCUCGAUCCGUUUUCGGACGCGUAUUGUAACAAACACCUCAUCUUUGCUAUUAUUGAAAGUGUGCUUGUGAAACUGCUGCCCGAACUUUCUGAGCGUGGUAUCACAGAGUUGAUGGAGGAGCGGGGUGUGAGUUUGUGA